Molecule: messenger RNA, 1961 nt
Organism: Uloborus diversus
Lineage: Eukaryota; Metazoa; Arthropoda; Arachnida; Araneae; Uloboridae
Gene: RfC4
Product: replication factor C subunit 2-like
Exons: 10
Coding region: 73-1113 (346 amino acids)
Biological process (GO): DNA repair; DNA-templated DNA replication
Cellular component (GO): nucleus; DNA replication factor C complex
Molecular function (GO): ATP binding; ATP hydrolysis activity; DNA clamp loader activity
Source: RefSeq, a predicted model, not a curated record
ACAAAAUUUUUUGAUUUCUUUCGCGGCUGUCUUUUUUAUUGUACUUUCGAUUAAGAGUUUAACAAAUCAGUCAUGUCUGUCAAUAAUGACAUUACUGAAAAAGAAAAACCAAAUUCUUCAGUUUCUAUUGAUUCCACGAAAUCUGUGAGAUCAAAUAUUCCCUGGGUUGAAAAGUACCGCCCCAAAACAUUUAAAGAAAUUGUGGGCAAUGAUGAAGCUGUGGAACGGUUUGAAGUAUUUUCCAGAGAAGGAAACAUUCCAAAUGUGAUUUUAGCUGGACCACCUGGUGUUGGCAAAACAACAACAAUUUUGUGCUUAGCAAAAAUUAUGCUUGGUCCAUGCUUUAAGGAUGCAGUACUUGAACUAAAUGCUUCAAACGACAGAGGCAUUGAAGUUGUGAGAAAUAAGAUUAAGAUGUUUGCUCAACAGAAAGUUACUUUACCUAAAGGAAAGCAUAAAAUUAUAAUUUUGGAUGAAGCUGACAGUAUGACGGAAGGAGCUCAACAAGCCCUCCGAAGAACCAUGGAAAUCUACUCCAAAACUACACGUUUUGCACUAGCAUGUAAUGCUUCUGAUAAAAUAAUAGAACCCAUUCAAUCUAGAUGUGCUAUGGUACGUUUUGGAAAACUCUCAGAUCUCCAAAUUUUAUCAAAAAUUAUGGAAGUAUGUAAAACAGAAGAUGUCAGCUACACAGAUGAUGGCUUAGAAGCUCUGGUCUUUACAGCCCAAGGCGAUAUGCGUCAGGCUUUAAAUAAUUUACAGUCAACAUAUUCUGGUUUUGGCCACGUCAACAGUGAAUAUGUUUUUAAGGUAUGUGAUGAACCACAUCCACUUCUCAUAAAAGAUAUGAUUAAACAUUGUACUGAGAGCAAUCUAGAUGAAGCAUACAAAAUUUUGCACCACCUUUGGAAACUUGGUUACGCAUGUGAGGAUAUUAUUUCUAAUAUCUUUAGAGUGUGUAAAACUUAUGAUAUGCCUGAAUACUUAAAACUAGAAUUUAUUAAGGAAAUUGGUCUAACGCAUUUAAAAAUAGUCCAAGGUGUACAGUCUCUUCUACAACUGUCUGGACUUCUGGCCAGAUUGUGUAAGAAAGUUAAAGACACUGUUCAAUAACUCUGGAUUUCAAUUUUAUAUAUUGUAUUUUCUAUGUAUAUUAUUAAAAUGUUACUAAUAAACAAGGUUUUUAAAAAAAUGUGUGUGGCAUCUUUUGCGAGUUUUUUUGGAUUCAAAAAUCAGGGCUGAAACUGACUAAUUCACGAAAACCAUUAAACAGGGUAUGUACGCUACCAGGAAGUCCUUGCACUUAAUUAUUUAUUUUUAAGACUAUAAAAGUCCUGGAAAAAUGGGAUAUUAACAAAAACAUCUGAAAAGCAUUGAUCUUCUAAUCAAACAACAAAAGGGGCCCCAUAUACGAAGGCUGUCAUAAAAUAUCGAGACUGAAUUUAUUAUGCAAAAACAUACAUACAUAAAAAGGUUUUGAGUCAAUCUCCUACGAAAUAUGCUCCAUUGACAGUAACACACUUGGCCCAACAAUGUUUCCAGUCCUCGAAAUAUUUUGGGAACUCAGACUUUAAGAUGAUCUGAAGCUGCUACGUCAAGUUCUGUUUUAUGGUUUCAAUAUCCUUAAAGCAGUGUCUUUUUGAGCUGUUCUUGAUCUUGAGAAAGAGGAAGAAAUAUGGAGGGGACAUGUGCUACUAGGGUUGUUCCGUCUGCACGAGAUAGCUGGUAUGCAGUGGGGCUCCGUCAUGAUGAAGCAUCCAGCGAGAGGACGCCCACAACACUGGUCUUUCUACAAACGAACUCUCUUAGGUUUUGGUGCCUGCUUUACCAAGCUUAAAGCAAAAAUUGAUGCAGAUUCAAUGCUCCACGUUUUCACACAUUUUCUGUUUUAGAUGAAUGCAAGCAAGCACUCCACAUGAAAAAAGUCAGUGUGACUGAACGGCACGCUGUACACACCUGCC